Gossypium arboreum is the source of this 813-nucleotide messenger RNA. RefSeq lists its product as uncharacterized. The coding region runs from base 1 to 813 and encodes 270 amino acids. Gene Ontology annotation, molecular function: nucleic acid binding; zinc ion binding. Lineage: Eukaryota; Viridiplantae; Streptophyta; Magnoliopsida; Malvales; Malvaceae. The transcript is spliced from 3 exons. The record is from RefSeq and is a predicted model, not a curated record.
AUGGCUGAGGUUAACAACAUAAGGCUCAUUGGAGAGCGGUUUAGUGAAGCAAGGAUACUGGAGAAGGUGAUCUCAACCUUACCUGAGAGGUAUGGGGUAAAAAUAUCUUCCCUCAAAGAUUCAAGGGACCUGACCAGCAUCUCUUUGAUAAAGCUGAUCAAUGUUCUCUAUACACAAGAGCAAAGAAGAGCCAGCAGACUGGAGGAGUACCAAGAAUGUGCCUUCCAAGCCAAAACUAAGCCAGCCUCGAGCAACUCUGCCUACAAAGGCAAAAAGACUUGGAGAGACAAGCCUAAGUUAGAUGCUUCAAGAAGAAGGGAUCAACCUUGUAGGCAUUGUAAAAAGCUUGGUCAUCCAGAGGCCAAUUGCUGGUUUAGGCAAGAUGUGCAGUGCCAGUACUGCAAAAAGAUAGGCCAUGUUGAAAAGGUUUGCAAAAGCAAAGGCAAAACGAGGCAGGUUGCUCAAGACAAUAUCACAAAUAGAUGGCUCUUAAACAGUGGUUGCACCAACCAUAUUACACCAGAUGCUGCCAUCUUUAAGUCAUUAGACAGAAGCUGCAAAACCAAGGUUAAAAUUGGCAAUGGCCACUUCAUCAAGGUAGAAGUUCCUGAAAUUGACAGAAAUCUUCUAAGCAUUGCUCAACUGCUAGAGAAAGGCUAUUCUAUUGUGUUCAAAGGUAAAGAGUGCCAAAUUAGUGAUCCAAGUGGAUCUGUGCUCAUGUCAGUCACUAUGGUUGAUAAAAGCUUUGUUGUUGACUGGAAUAAAGCCUUAAACUCAGCUUAUACAGCUUCUCUUGAUGAAUUCAAGCUUUAG